GUUGUGAUCGCGGUGCGACGGAGCCCGGGAGUGUCGAAAAGUGAGGCGGGCGAGUGAGGAAGUGUGAUAGACGAAGAAAAUGACUCGCCAGAGUGGCCAGUGCUCCACGAGGACAGUGCUGUUGACUGUGUCGUUCCUGUUGACUUCCGUGCUGCUGGUGCUGGCGAACGAGGAUGCCGCGACCUUGGAGUACGACGAGCCCCUUCCGGCAGCCUGCGAUCGCCCGCGUGUUGAUUCAGAUGCGCCGGUCGCGGAGCACCGUCAAGGACGCGCGUCCUUGCACGCGGAGAUGCCAUCGUCGAAAGCGAAGCGCGAGCAGGCGCUGCGCAACAUCCUGGCGGCCAGGAGACGGCAGAUCCUGAGCCAACGUUCGCAUGAGCCGCCUCGGAUCCUCUCAGGUCGCACAACGCGACCCACUUCGAAGGACCCGCCGGACGUCCUCGAGACCCAAGAGACCCGGCACAGUGUCCACGUCGCAAGCGCGCGAACAGAAGCCUCAACGUCGGAGGAGGAGACAUCUCAGUCGCCGAAGAAGCCGAGCGAAAAAGUCACGAGCGAUCUCGACUCGACGAAGCCGGAAGUAGAACCACAGGACUCGAAGACGCCGAAGAAUGACAGCUCAUCGUCGCCGACGACAACGACCACCACCACCGAAAGCAACGAAAGCGCCUCCACGACGAGCGCGUCCGCCAACCCGAAGCCGAACGACGCGGACGCUCGCAGGAAGAACACCGUGUCGAUGCCGGAGUCGUUGUACAACCACUUCCGGCCGGUGGAGAGGAACAUCCCGGUCGAGGACAUGUCCCAAUUCCUGUACUUUGGCCAAAAGCUGCAGCCGGACGGUCAGAACGCGACCAGCGCCGGCAACAGCUCCAACUCCGUGGAGACGACGUCGACGGUGCCAAGCUCGCGCCGGAGGUACUCCGCGAAGAGGCUGAGCGCGCUCGCGGCCCCGGUGGAGGAGAUCGUCAACGAAGAGAUGAACAUCGCGCUGGAGCGGCGCACGGUCGAGAAGAACCAGGUGUCCAGGAUGAAGAACACCUACAGGAGCCUGGGCAGCGGACUCUACCACAGGAAAACAAGGCUCACAGACGUCGGAUCCAACGUGAUCCCAGGUAACGAGUCGAGCCUCGCCGGCUCGGACGCGAGGAGCGAGAUCAACGCGGUGGACGACCAGUCCGCUCACGCGGAGUCGCAGCAAGCCACGCGACAGAGAGGAAGCGAUGCCCACAUAGCCGAGUCGAGCGCCGCGCCGACCCAGAUUCCGCUCUCCUCCGCGGACAAUGACGCCGACGUCGCGAGAAGCGAGAUCGGCGCGAAGUCGCUCGCGAAUGAGACGCACGCGGCCGCCGAGAGGAAGAAACCGGGGAGCAUCGCCGAGCUCAAAAUCGAAGAAGAGAAGGGAGGAGCGGGAGGAGAAGGGGCGAGCGAAGACGCGAAGACGGAGGGCGAGACGACGUCGCUCUCGGCGACGACGAUGAAGUCUCGCGACAGCAACAGCAUCGAGACGUCGUCGACGGGCCACGACGACACGACCUCGUCGACGCUGCGGAUCGUCGUGCCGGACGCGAGCUUCGGGCGCAGUUUCGCGAUCGAGAGCGAGCGAGCUCGUCAAGAUACCGUUAAACAACCGGUCGAUCGACCGGUUCGCCUGUCGGCCGCCGGCGAAGCCGCUCCGAAAUCGCCGUCGACGGCGAGCACCGCACCUGCCGUCGUCGCCGACCCGGAUCAUCGUCAGCCGCAGCAGCAGCAACACGUGUACGCUUACACGAUAACCAAUGUGACGCGAUUGUUGCGCAACUACACCGGACCUGGAUCAAGCGGCGAGGAAGGAGCGGGAGCAGGGGGAAGAGGAGGAGGAGACGCAGGUCGUCGUAGUAGUAGCGGUGCCGAGAUAACGAGCGGCGUAGCGUCGCAGCGGCGUCAGCAGCAACAGUCGCAGCUGCAGUCACCGCCGCCGUCGUCUCCUCUUCUGCUUCCUCGUGCCGGCGACGGUAUAGAACCGGCGCGGGCGCUCGCGGGACUCAGUGCCGGCGCGACCGUCGAGCCAGCCGCAGCUGCUGGAGCGUCGCCCAGUGCGCCUGUCGGCCUGGUGGGGGAACGACCGAGGAAAGCAGUCCCGCAAGUGCAGCAGCAACGCGCGACCAGUCAGCGAGCGACCUGGCCCGCGCAUCCAGUCGUCCCGCCGCCGUCACCGACUACCAAGUCCACGGAAACCAGCAGCAGGGGCUCCGUCAGGUGGAGCAGCCCCGGGUCGAGGACGAGCGAUCAGGAGGGUGCGAACGAUCGUAGAUUCCUGAGGAAGAGCGCGAGCGCGGUGCUGAACCAGCGCUCGACCGUCCACGAGGAGGCCUCGUCACCGGCGACGAGCAAGCGUCGCCGAGUGUUGGCUCCCCAGAGCCUCGGCUUCGCCACCUCCCCGACUGGCAGCCGGAGGGUGAAGAACCUGAACGAGCGGACCGAGAGUGCCAAGGGCAGGGUGUUAGUGGCGGACGAUCGAUCGAACGGGACGAGUCGCGGCGGAAGUCCGGACGAUGAGGUGCCGGGGCCUCCUCUUCGGGAAGUCGCGCGCGCCAGCCGGCUGAACGAAGUGCCGCGCGACAGCAGUGCGCAGGAGACCACCGCCACGAUCACCAGCAGCACCGUCACCGCAGCCAUGGUGAACUCCAGCCGCAAUUCGAGCGACGAGGCGGCGGCGGACGCGACCGACUCGUCGGUGGACGCGGCUACGACGGACAAGCCGGAGGUUGUCGCGCGGGAGGACGCCGCGGAUGACGGGGUUGUCGCGACGUCCGGCGAGAUGGAAAGUGACGCGAACGCGACGAGCGGAGAAAUCGCGACGACCGUGGCAAUGGCCGAGCAAAUAAGCGAAGCCAGCACGACGACGACGGCGGCGCCGGUUUUCCCGGUCACGCCUAAGAUACUGGCGGAAGCGGACAAGACCACCGUCGAAGAAACUUCCAGCCCGAAGUCGUCGGACGACACGAAGCCGCCGGAAGCGAGCAACCGGCCGUUCGGCAUCGCCGCCGACCUCGACCCGUCGGAGAUUCAGAAGCGGUACCGAGCCAAGGAGACGACGACCACCACCGUAGCCAGCAGCACGUCGUCGACGGCUGCAACGGUCCCGCCGAGUCAGAACGACACUCGUUCCGCGAGCCCGGCCGCGCACGGCAAGCCGGAAGCACCGACACCUGCGCAGAAAGAGAGCGGAAGGCGCCUAUCCGGCGAGAGAUCGCCGGAAGUGCGGGCGCGCAACCUGUCGGACCAGUCGAAGGACAAGGACGAGGAUGUAUUGCCGAUCAUGCAUCUGUACAACACGUCCGACAUCUUCAACGGCAGCGGGCCGAUGGAAGGGUUCGCCCGCGGCACCGAGCGGCCGCGACUUCCGGUGGGCUCCGACGCGAAGGGCCCCGCUACAACGAAGAAGAGCGAGCCGGUGGAGAUCGGCGGCGGCGCGUCGACCACCGUGCCGAUCCCCAGAACGAGGGAGCCCACCGUCAGUCCGUCGAGCCCCCGGAAGGACAAGCACGAGGAGAGCCGGGAGGACACCAACGGCGCUCCGACGUCCCGAGGUACGUCCUCCGCACCUGCGAACAGGACGAGGUACAGGCCGCCGUAUCACUCGAUCCUGCCGGAGUACAACGGCACGAUGUAUCCCGCCGGGCUCAACAGGACGUUCUUCGAGAUCGGGCCGAUCUCGGUGAGCCCGCGCGAGUCGACGAACAUCAGUGAGGUGAUAUCGAAGCGGCACGACGGCGACGUGAUCGCCACCCAGGAGACGGUCGCCGUGGUCAGCUACAUCCUGGCCACUCUCGUCGUCUUCCCCAUCGCCGUCGGCGUCGGGCUCAUACUCAGAAGACUGAUACUUAGGAAUCGUAAGGUGCUCGAGGAGUCGGACACGUCAUCGGAGAUAAGCUGCAGGAAGGACGCUCUUAAUCUCGAGAAUGGCGACUUCAAGACGUCCAUCGAGAAGGCGAUCACGAAGCUACCGAGGAUACAGCACUUGUGUCACGAAGCUGAGAAACCGCCGCCUCCGUCGACCCAGGAAUCCAGAUGGGAGUUUCCUAGAGAUAAGCUUAGGUUACAGACAGUCCUCGGGCAAGGAAACUUCGGCCAGGUGUGGAAAGCCGAAGCCGACGAUCUGACCGGUCAUCAGGGCACCACUCGAUUGGUGGCGGUGAAAACCGUCAAGGAAGGCGCCUCCGAGCGAGAGAAGGAGGACUUGGUUCGGGAACUCGAGAUCAUGCAGCAACUGGGGAGUCAUCCGAACGUCGUCACGCUUUUGGGCUGCUGCACCGAAGAAGAGCCUCAUUAUCUUAUAUUGGAGUACGUCAUGUACGGCAAGCUGCUGGCGUACCUGCGCGACCACCGCACCAGGCAGUACUUCUACAACUUCAGCGAGGACUCCGCAGCCUUGACGUCCAGGGAUCUCACCGUUUUCGGCUAUUGCGUGGCCAGAGGUAUGGAGUACCUCGCGUCGAAGAAGAUCAUUCACCGUGACCUCGCCGCCAGGAACGUCCUCGUGGACCACAAUAAGCUGUGCAAGAUCGCCGAUUUCGGCAUGUCGAGGUUCGCCAACGAAGACGGCGAGGUGAUCGAGACCAGGCAUGGCAGGAACGCUUUGCCUAUCCGAUGGAUGGCCCCCGAGUCCUUGAUCUAUUCCCUCUUCACGACCAAGACCGACGUCUGGAGCUUCGGGAUCCUCAUGUGGGAGAUCGUCACCUUAGGUUCAACACCGUACCCGGAUAUGACGGCGCGGGAAGUCAUGCGGAACGUGCACAACGGUUACCGGCUGGAGAGGCCUUCGCACUGCCGAAGCGAGCUCUUCAGGGUGAUAUCGCGCUGUUGGCACGCCGAUCCCGACCGCAGGCCAGAAUUCCAGACCCUGCGUAGGGAUCUCGCCCAGCUGCUGGAGGAUAACAUGAAUGGACACUACGUGGACCUCGAGAGCUUCGCUUCCGAGUGCACCGAUUGAGGCAAUCCCGCGGCCCUCGUCGUUGGAUCCCCCUCGACCGCAUCCCCGCGUCGAGACCGCCGUGGGAAAUCGAUUCCGCGCGAGAGACGCCGCGCCGGCUCGACGAUCCACGGAGAGAGAAGGAAAGAGAGAGAGAGAGAGCGACUCUUACGGCACGGGGAGAAUUUACCCGAGCCGAGAAAUCACCUGCGCGCGUUCCCGAGAAAUCGGGCGAUUCCCGGCAGAUUCUCGGGGAUUCUUUAUCCCUUUCGCGUCCGCGCGAACGGUGUCCCUCAGCUCGUCGUCGGGCAUUUCGAGAGACGCGUUGGCGAUUGUACGCCCUUGAAAAUGGAAGCAGAGACGGUAAUUGUCGGUUUUAAAUGAAGAAAGAACGUCGAAUCGUCGUGAUCGACGAACACCGGCGAUCUUCCGCAUGCGAAAUCCGUUCGCGAACUCGAACGCGUCCGAUGUUUUUUCGCGGGCAGCCGUAAAGCGCCGUGACAUUGAUUCAUUUGUGGUAAUGUUCACGAAUUCAUCGUAUGAAUUGACUCUCACUAUCGAUGAACUUCCAUGACGAGCUUCCGCGAAUACCAAUAUAAAGAGAAAAAAAGUUAUUCAUAACUCAAAAAGAGAGAGAUUCACGCCCCGAAGAGGUGCGAAGGAAAUUUGUGAAGACCGCAAGGUAUAAUUAUUUUCUAUUAUUUUGUCAUUUCAUUGUUACAUUUUGAUCUUCCAAUUGUCUCACUAUGUAGAACUAACAGUACUCUUCGGCUCUUCGAUCAUUCGUCUGCUAAGGGGAUGCCAGGACUUGGAAACCUUGCCGACGAUACUGAUAACUUUUUUUUACAAAGUUUACGUCUUAUUGUUGCAUGGAAUUCUGUAUAAGUACUUUUACACAGUGAAAGUGCGUGCGAAAAUGAAUUGGAUGGAGCAUUGCUCAGUAUGUGUAAAUAUUUUUAAGCGGGUUUUAAACUAUCCAAGGAAAUGGUUUAUAGAAAUUAAAUGGCCAAUAGGAGCCGAAAUACGGUUGUUUUAGUACUAUAUUUCAAUAUU
Molecule: messenger RNA, 6007 nt
Organism: Dinoponera quadriceps
Lineage: Eukaryota; Metazoa; Arthropoda; Insecta; Hymenoptera; Formicidae
Product: mucin-19-like
Exons: 8
Coding region: 80-4975 (1631 amino acids)
Biological process (GO): cell surface receptor protein tyrosine kinase signaling pathway; positive regulation of kinase activity; multicellular organism development
Cellular component (GO): signaling receptor complex
Molecular function (GO): transmembrane receptor protein tyrosine kinase activity; ATP binding
Source: RefSeq, a predicted model, not a curated record